AUGCGAAGAACAGUAGAUCAGUGUCCAGCCGAUAUCAUUCUACCACCAUCAAAACACCCCUUGACCGAUCUCGAGUGGGCCGACGAUGUUGUUAUAUUCGCGGAAAGCAGUACGAAACUUCAACAUGUUGUCAACCUUGUAUCGGAGCUGGCUGCAGCCUAUGGACUACGUCUACGCCCUGAUAAAUGCAAACAGAUGUGGAUCUCUUCGAGACCACGAACGGGAAUCAGGGUGGACGGACAACCGAUAGAACUCGUCGAUGAGUUCUGUUACCUGGGCUGCAUGCUGAAGAACAACGGCAGCUACGAGAGAGAUGUUCAGCAAAGAUGCGCUAAGGCCACUUCUGCAUUUAACUCCCUAACGAAAUACCUGUGGUCGACCCCAGUCACCAACGACGUCAAGCUGCGAGUCUACCUAUCCGCAAUUCGCCCCAUUAUGAUGUACGAAUCGGAGACUAUGGCAGCACCAUCAACGGUUAUGGAGAGGCUUGACUGCACGGAACGAAAGCUGAUUAGACUACUUGGCUCCUUUUGGCCUAGGGUAUGCCACAAUGAAGAUCUUUACGCAGAAAUUGAUGUGGUUUACCGGCGGAUGACACGUGGAAGAUAUCAACAUCUUGCACCGCCUUCGAAAGCGGCUAAAGUAAAUCGUCUUCGCUUCUUUGGUCAUAUAUCAAGGAGACCGGCAGAUCGCCUUGUCCAACGAGUUCUGAAGAGUUCGUCGGGUUCGAGCUGGAAGAAGCCACCUGGCCGAAAACGGAAUUUCUGGACUGAGGUGGUAAAAGAGGACUUGAGGACACUCGGCGUGGAUAGGCAGUUCAGGCGAGACGUAAGGUUUUAG
Messenger RNA from Necator americanus (New World hookworm), 840 nucleotides. RefSeq lists its product as uncharacterized. Bases 1 to 840 code for a protein of 279 amino acids. The transcript has a single exon. The record is from RefSeq and is a predicted model, not a curated record. Lineage: Eukaryota; Metazoa; Nematoda; Chromadorea; Rhabditida; Ancylostomatidae.